Rosa rugosa (rugosa rose) is the source of this 963-nucleotide messenger RNA. RefSeq lists its product as uncharacterized. The transcript has 3 exons. The record is from RefSeq and is a predicted model, not a curated record. Bases 1 to 963 code for a protein of 320 amino acids. NCBI's taxonomy places the organism in Eukaryota, Viridiplantae, Streptophyta, Magnoliopsida, Rosales, Rosaceae.
AUGCCUUUCUCCAUGGCUAUCUCCAAGAAGAUGUCUACAUCUCUCAACCACCUGGUUGGUUUUCGCAUCAGUAAGGCUGACCCUUCUCUGUUUAUAUUUCAUACUGGCCCACACACCAUAUAUUUCUUAUUAUAUGUUGAUGACAUUGUGGUUACGGGUAGUCAUGAUCAGCUUCUACAGAGCUUCAUUGAUGCUUUGGGUCAUGGUUUUGAUAUCAAGGAUCCAGGUCCACUCCACUACUUUCUUGGUUUACAGGUCACUUCUCAUUCCCAUGGUAUUCACCUCAAUCAAGUCAAGUAUGCACAUGACAUCCUCACUAAGCAUGACCUGUUACUAAGCCAACCCGUGAGCACACCUUUGUCUGCAAAGUCUCUUCUCAGUGCUGAUGAUGGGAUUUUACUUGAUAACCCUACUGUGUUCCGCGAAAUGGUUGGCUUCUUGCAGUAUCUCACCAUUACUCACCCUGAUAUAGCCUUUGCAGGCAAUUCCGUGUCUCAAUUUAUGAGCGAGCCUCGUGUUCCUCAUCUUAUAGCUGCUAAACGUAUCCUCCGCUACGUCAAAGGCACAUUAGAUCAUGGUUUGUUUUUCAGCCCUCAGCGCCAACCUGUUCAUCUCUCUGCCUAUUUAGAUGCAGAUUGGGCUGACUAUCCGAACUCUCGUCGCUCUACCUCUGGCUACCUCAUCUAUCUUGGCAGCAACCUAAUCUCCUGGUGCUCCAAGAAGCAGCCCACAAUUGUUCGCUCAAGUGCGGAAUCUGAAUAUCGCUCCCUUGCUCAUGCAAGUGCUGAAUCCACCUGGUUAGCCUUCUUGCUAUACGAACUUGGUGCUCAUAUUCAGUUCCCUAUCUCACUUUAUUGUGACAACCUUAGUGCAACUUACAUGGCAUCUAACCCGAUUUUCCACCCCCGUACAAAACACAUUGAGUUGGAUUAUCAUUUUGUCAGGGAAAAGUUUAGAUUAUAG